AUGAGAAUUUUUUCAAAUACCUUAAGACCAUACCUUGGAACAGUUAGAGCCUCUCUCACUGCAGCGCUAAACCUCGAAAACUUCAGUUCACAGAUAGUUGAAAGACACAAUAAGCCUGAAAUUGAAUCAAAGAAAUCAAGGGAACUGAUCCUCCAGCCACUUUUGAUCACAAGAACUGCGUUAGAGAAGGUAUUAAUUGAACCAUCAGUAAACUCAGUUAGAUUAUCAAUAAAGAUCAAGCAAGCUGAUGAAAUUGAACGGAUUUUAGCUCAUAAGUUUACACGUUUCAUGAUGAUGAGAGCUGAGGGUUUCGUCGUACUUCGAAGGAAAGCGAUUGAAGGAUAUGAUAUUUCAUUCUUGAUCACAAAUCAACAAACUGAAAAGCUACUUAAGCACAAAAUAGUUGAUUUCAUUAUUCAAUUCAUGGAAGAUGUAGACAAAGAAAUAUCAGAAAUGAAGCUUAGCUUGAACGCUAGAGCGAGAAUCGUAGCAGAGACCUACUUGACAAGCUUUGGUAAUUAAUUAUAUGAAUAUACCUCUUUUAUGCAUUUUUAUAUUUU
Molecule: messenger RNA, 560 nt
Organism: Wallemia mellicola CBS 633.66
Lineage: Eukaryota; Fungi; Basidiomycota; Wallemiomycetes; Wallemiales; Wallemiaceae
Product: ARP23 complex 20 kDa subunit
Exons: 5
Coding region: 1-522 (173 amino acids)
Biological process (GO): Arp2/3 complex-mediated actin nucleation; actin filament polymerization
Cellular component (GO): Arp2/3 protein complex; actin cytoskeleton
Molecular function (GO): actin filament binding
Source: RefSeq, a predicted model, not a curated record